Scatophagus argus is the source of this 3897-nucleotide messenger RNA. RefSeq names its product syntaxin binding protein 1a (gene stxbp1a). Gene Ontology annotation, biological process: vesicle-mediated transport; neurotransmitter secretion; intracellular protein transport. The record is from RefSeq and is a predicted model, not a curated record. Gene Ontology annotation, cellular component: secretory granule; plasma membrane. Gene Ontology annotation, molecular function: syntaxin binding. The transcript has 20 exons. Bases 284 to 2095 code for a protein of 603 amino acids. NCBI's taxonomy places the organism in Eukaryota, Metazoa, Chordata, Actinopteri, Scatophagidae.
GGAGACACUAAAUGGCGAGUUUCUGGAAAGUAAAAUAACACAAGUGGUGUCUGAACGAUAUAAGGACAAAUGAGGGAUUUAAGAACAAGUGUAAGGCCGUGAUGGGGAAUUGUUUAAGCUAAUAAGUCGCAGUCGUCCAGCGCUACCAAUGAGAGGAUGAUGCGGAAGGAUACGCACUGACGUUUCCAACCGGAGGCUCCUCCGCAGCGCUGUAAGGUGAACAGAGAGAGGGAGAGAGGGAGGAAGCAGAGGGCGAACACUCAGUCCAACACUCAGCAGCACCAUGGCACCUAUCGGACUAAAGGCGGUGGUCGGUGAAAAGAUUAUGAAUGAUGUAAUCAAGAAGGUGAAGAAGAAGGGAGAAUGGAAGGCGCUGAUUGUGGACCAGCUCAGCAUGAGGAUGCUGUCGUCCUGCUGCAAGAUGACAGACAUCAUGACAGAAGGCAUCACCAUUGUGGAGGACAUCAACAAGCGACGAGAGCCUCUUCCCAGCCUGGAGGCCAUUUACCUGAUUACACCCACUGAAAAGUCUGUCCACACCCUCAUUGCAGACUUCAAAGACCCUCAUUCAGCUAAAUACAAGGCAGCCCAUGUUUUCUUCACUGACUCCUGCCCCGAUCCACUGUUCAACGAGCUGGUGAAGAGCCGUGCUUCCAAAACCAUCAAGACUCUGACGGAGAUCAACAUCGCCUUCUUGCCCUACGAGUCUCAGGUGUACUCUCUGGACAAUCCAGAUGCCUUCCACAGUUUCUACAGCCCCCAUAAGACCCAGCUGAAGAACCCAGUGAUGGAGAGGCUGGCCGAGCAGAUCGCCACGCUCUGUGCCACCCUGAAGGAGUACCCUGCUGUCAGAUACCGAGGCGAGUACAAGGACAACUCCACCCUGGCCCAGCUGGUUCAGGACAAAUUGGAUGCCUACAAGGCUGAUGACCCCACCAUGGGGGAGGGUCCAGAUAAGGCUCGCUCACAGCUGAUCAUCCUGGACAGGGCGUUUGACCCAGUCUCUCCUGUCCUGCACGAGCUUACCUUCCAGGCCAUGGGCUACGACCUGCUGCCCAUCGAAAACGAUGUCUACAAGUACGAGACCAGUGGCAUCGGGGACUCUCGUGAGAAGGAGGUUCUGCUGCAUGAAGACGACGACCUGUGGGUUAGCCUGAGACACAAACACAUAGCUGAGGUGUCCCAGGAAGUGACACGCCAGCUGAAGGACUUUUCUUCCAGCAAGAGGAUGAACACUGGGGAGAAGACCACAAUGAGGGACCUGUCCCAGAUGCUGAAGAAGAUGCCUCAGUACCAGAAGGAGCUCAGCAAGUACUCCACUCAUCUGCAGCUGGCUGAGGACUGCAUGAAGCACUACCAGGGAACAGUGGACAAGCUGUGCCGUGUUGAACAGGAUCUGGCUAUGGGCACAGACGCUGAGGGAGAGAAGAUCAAAGACCCCAUGAGGGCCAUCGUGCCAAUCCUGCUGGAUGCCAACGUCAGCACUUAUGACAAGAUCCGCAUCAUCCUGCUCUACAUUUUCCUCAAGAAUGGCAUUACAGAGGAGAACCUGAACAAGCUGAUCCAGCACGCUCAGAUCCCCCCUGAAGACAGUGAGAUCAUCACCAACAUGGCUCACCUGGGCGUCCCCAUCAUCACAGACUCCACCCUCCGCAGAGGAAAGAAGUUGGACAGGAAGGAGCGUGUGAGCGAGCAGACCUAUCAGCUCUCCCGCUGGACACCACUGGUCAAAGACAUCAUGGAGGAUGCUAUUGAUGAUAAGCUGGACACAAAGCACUACCCCUACAUCUCCACCCGCUCCUCUGCCUCUUUUAGCACCACUGCAGUCAGUGCUCGGUACGGCCACUGGCACAAGAACAAGACACCUGGAGAGUACCGCACCGGGCCGCGUGUCAUAGUCUUCAUCAUCGGCGGCGUGUCCUUCAGCGAGAUGCGCUGCGCCUAUGAGGUCACACAGGCCAAUGGGAAGUGGGAGGCUGUCAUUGGUUCCACCCACAUGCUCACCCCCACCAAAUUCUUAUCGGACCUGCAGCACCCCGACUUCCGAGAGUCCACUAGGGUGUCCUUUGAGGACGCAGACCCCUCAGCCGAGUGAGGCAGAGACAGAUUGGGAGGGAGGGAGAGAGAAAUCACACUGAAAAAAGAUCGACCAACAUCUUCACCCCCACCACGCUGCUGGAGCAGCUCAAGGCCAUGAACAAACCAGACGAGGAAGUGACAAGCUAAGAUCCUCCAAUCACAUCUCCUCCCCCUCCCACGCCCUUCUUACCUGUAUCCUUCUCCCAUGAAUUCUACAUUAAUUGUGUAUGCAUCUUGCUUGAGAAGAAAAAAAAAAAGACAUCUAAGAUGAUAACAAAAUAUAUAUGUUGUAUCAAAGAAUAAAACUGUUGCAAGUAUUCUCAUGUUUUACAAUGGAUGCAACUAAAUGAGCUUAUUUAAAAAGGUUUAAAUAUCAAAACAGAAGGCCAUUUAAAACUGAAAGUACCAAAAUGUAAUAUUGUAUGCUAUGAAACCUGCUAGAUUGUGUAAAAGGUAAACAUUUUCUCUUGUUUGAUCCUUUGGGUUUCCUCCUUGGUGUGAGUUUAUUUAAUGGAAGCGGGUGGAGGAGGGAUGUGCAGUUUGAGAGGUUGGUGUUGUAAAAUAUAUCAGUCAACAUGCAAUAUAGAUAAAUAUAUUCAUCAGAGAGGAUUCCCCCACCACCCCCACCCUGCCCAUUUGAGAUGUUCGUAUAUUCAGUAGCAUGUUUGGAUUUGUGUGGACUGUUAAUGUGUUUGUAUCCAGUGUGGAUGUUCUGGGAGCCACAGAGUUAGCAUUUAGCUUUUUCCUACAAUGCUGAUACUCCACCGAAAUCCUUUGUUCUGAGUGUCGAAAAGUAUAAAAACAUUCUUUGAACCGUUUCAAACCACUGCUAAAGCAUUACCCACAGCUCAGUGGUUCAGCUGUAAACCCAGUUGCCAGUUUAUGGGGGUACACCUUACGCGUCCAAGGUGUUCGAUACUCAAAGCGUACAUUUUCGGCAAAGUAUUGGUUUUGAAAUGCUUGGUUUGGCAGAUGCUGGAAAGAGCUCUGUAAAAAGUCAGAAUCAUCCCUCCUCCAGCUGCAGAGACUGUAAAGUAUUUACUUGCCACAACCUUUUCCUUUCUCCAGAGAAACUUCACGUUUUAAUGUCAAAAAGGCUGUUGCUUGCUGAUAUUUAAUGAAUAAUCUUAAAAAGGGCCAGCUGUAUUUCAGUAUUGUAUCCUGUCGGAAUAAGUCUUAUCUUUGGUUAGUAAUGAUGUUUAAUUGGGCCAUGCACUGAGUAGUGUUGUGUAUUUGCCAUAUGUUGCUGUUUUAGCGUCUCACUGUUGACUGGUGAUAUUUCUGACUGUGAAGUAGUGAUACUUUUCCUUUAAAAAUGCCAAUGUGAAGCCGCCGUGUUUGUGAUGUUUAGCUGUAGUUGUUAGUCGUCAAUCGGGAAAAAGAAUCAAUAUCUAUAUUUUCUUUGUCCGUUUCCUCCUCUGGUGCAAUGUAAAACCCUCCAAUGGUGAAUGGCUUUGCAAAUAAAACCCUGAAACUCCCUCUUUUCACUUUUAUUUCCUCCCUCCCUCCCCUCCUGGCCAAACAAGUUGUAUAUUGCACUAUAAUGCGUUUUCUGUGAUGCAAACGCUUUGUGUUUAUUUUUUUUUUCUAUUAUCAUUAUUAUUUGCUGUUGUAUAGGAUUUACUCUAUCAAAUCAAUUGAUUUAUAUCAAAAUUAUUUAUCAGAGAAAAAAAUAACAAUGAUACAUUAGUCUGUCCUAAAACUGUUUAACUUAUUGGGAUUGUAUGUUUGCGAGUGUUGAAGCACAAACAAUACUUCCAUGUGUACCUAAUAUGUACUAAGGCUGUCUAAUAAUAAAUUGGCUUCCAUUAUGUUAAA